GGGGGUUUAAGCACAAGCCAUUUUGCGAUUAUCAAAAUUCAAAACCCAUUAUCGAGUUUCUCCUCUUUUUCUUGUCUGUAUUUCUCGGUGUUAAUCUUGUGUUGUGGCCAUGGAGGUUGGUCUGAGGCUUCGUUUGGUGUUCGAGGACUGUAAAAUGCUGACCAAGUCACAGAGAAUGGAAGGACUCAAGCGAAGCUGGGUUCUUCUAAAGCCACACCACGAGACCAUCUCCGAAGUCGCCGAUCAUCUCCUUCGCGUUUUCGACAUCGACGACGCUUGCUCAGAUGGCCUCGUUCUUUCUAUGGAUGGUUUUGUGUUGCCACCUUUUGAAUCAACGUCUAUUUUGAAGGACAAAGAUAUUAUCCGCGUGAAAAAGAAAAAGGGUCCAUCUUCCACUGAUAUUAUUGGAGUUGGUGAUGGGAGAAAGUCUUUUGAGGUUGAAGAAGUAGCGGAGGAGCAAGAUGCGGUUCCAGGCAUGAAGCUUCUGGCCACUGAGGAGUUCGCAAGGGAGACCGGAGGUUACGAGAGUGAAAGCGAAGAAGAAGAACCUGCAAAGUCGGAAGAUUUACACAUAGACAAUACCCCGGAACCGGAGAAGAAAGUCGUUUCCAAGAAAAGGAAGGCAUUGCAAUUAGACAAUUCCCUUGAGAAGAAAGAAGUUUCCAAUAAAAGGAAAGCAUCGAAGAAAUUAAAGAGGUCAAAUGAUAGGAAGAAGAGAAAGAAAUCUGCUACUGUGGAAGAAUGUUCAGGCACUCCAGAAGAUGUUCAGAAUGAGAUUCCGCCAAAGAAAGACGAGAGUUCUCACCAACAUAUUCUCCUUCUAGAGAAUAGUCCUGUCAAGAAUGACAAGUCACCGGAUACAGAUGGUGAGCUAGAUUAUUUGAGUACCACCGAAAGUGAUGAAAGAACGAAUAACAUUAACGUAACUACGCCAAGUGAAAAGAGGUCCUGUGAACCACAAGAGAAUGGUAAAAAGAGUGUCGCUUCAUCUCAUACACACGAUGGAAUUAAAAAGGGCCCCAGUAGAAGUACUCGACGUAAAAGAGCCAAAAGGCAGUGGUUGAUAGAACGAGCAAAAAAGAAAGAAAAUGAGCUACAUCAGACAAAGCUACAGAAAACAGACAAUGAGCAAUCAUCUGCCAAAGAUAAUUGCAUUACUGAAGAACAUAAAAAACGAGAUAAAAGUGACUAUGAAGAUGGUGAUGUUGUUCCUGUUGUAGUUAGGCCAGGACACAUUCGUUUUGAGUCCUCUGGAAAAGUGGAUGCAGAUCAACCGGUUCGGCAGCCUGAAAUUUCAAUGGAAAAUUUUCAGUGGAAUGGAAUAACAAGCAAGAGAAAAGGUCAAAAAUGGGGCAAAGAAAAAACUGGAUUCCAUAAAAGGAGUGAUCAGAAAAGGCGUAACCAAGAUUCUUCGGAGAUGAUGAUUAUUGAAGAAGAGACGAAUGUGAUUGGUCAUGUGGACUUCAAUAAGCUUAAACCCUGUACCUCUUUGCCUCAGGAAGGUGAUACAGUUGCGUAUCGUUUGAUUGAGUUGUCACCGUCCUGGACUCCUGAACUCUCCUUCUUUCGGGUUGGAAAAAUAUCAAAGUAUGAUCCUAAAUCCGAUAGGAUUACACUAGUACAAGUUCCAGAGUAUCCAAUUGUUUUUGAGGAGCAAGGGGACGAGGCAUCUGCAGCAAAACCAGAAACAUCUAUUUAUAAGGAAGAUGGCUCUCUAGAGGUGGAUUAUUCGUCCCUUGUCGAUGUUCGAAUAAUCAAGCACGGCAACGUAAGUGCAGCCAAAUCAGUCACUGCUGGGGUCAGCCAAGUUGCUUCAGGAGAUCAAGGUGGUGCUUCAUGCUCUAGGCAAAAGUCCUACAAGGAACCUAAGGGCAAGGAACCUGCGGCCCCAAGACAAGAAAAUGGGAAGGUAAAUGUUUGGGAUGAAAUCUGCGAAGCUUUAAGUGCAAAGAAGGCACAGCUAUCCCAGGAGGAUAAUUGGACUAAGAAAGGGGGUUCAUCCAGUGGCUCAUGGUCGUUUAGGGCCUUGAGGGGUGGUGCACUGGGCCCAACAAUGGCCCGCUUGAGAGCCCAAAAUGAGAUAUGACGUGGUAAGACACCCCUAAUGGUACAGGGGCUUUCAUUUAAUUUUUUUUUUUUUUAAAAAAAAAACCACCUUUUUCAAGCCUUGGUGUGACUGAACUUAGUAAGCAGAGAAAUGGCCAAGUUUUUGUUCGUCUUGUAGGGUUGGCAUGUUUUUGGUUUACUGAUGAAUGAGUUCAACGGUUGAAAGCUACUUUCUUAUAUUGAUCAACUGUCUCUAUUCAAAUACCAACUUUUUGGUUUUGAAUAAUAGAUUUGGUUCGGAAAGAUUUAGUAUAAUAUGUCAAAGAAAUUGAGUGGAAAGACUACUUUU
This is a messenger RNA of Morus notabilis, 2395 nucleotides long. RefSeq names its product coilin. Gene Ontology annotation, biological process: spliceosomal snRNP assembly. Bases 110 to 2086 code for a protein of 658 amino acids. Gene Ontology annotation, molecular function: U1 snRNA binding; U2 snRNA binding. Gene Ontology annotation, cellular component: Cajal body. The record is from RefSeq and is a predicted model, not a curated record. Lineage: Eukaryota; Viridiplantae; Streptophyta; Magnoliopsida; Rosales; Moraceae. The transcript has 13 exons.